Bactrocera oleae (olive fruit fly) is the source of this 7434-nucleotide messenger RNA. Lineage: Eukaryota; Metazoa; Arthropoda; Insecta; Diptera; Tephritidae. The record is from RefSeq and is a predicted model, not a curated record.
UUUGUGAAUUAAACUUAAUUUGUACCAUACAACCGUUUUCAGCAUACAGUCCACACAGCUGAAUUCACGCAUGAAGCAAAUGCAACCCCGUCAAAAAUAAUGCGGUUGCGCAUAUGGCAAAGUCGCUCUCGUUCUAUUCUCACAGUGACAGUUUGCUUGUCAUGUGCACCGGUUGAUUUGAUUGAUUUAAAAACGUGUGGUUCAUGGCGUGCUAAGUAAAAAACAGCGUGAUAAUCGUGUAGCAAUAAGCUGAGAACACUUUAAAAUCACUACUGAUAACGAUCGCUACAAUUAAAUUGUGUAAAUAAAAAAAUAAAUUAUUCCAAUCUAUUAAUUUUCAAAUUCACCGACACACAUCUAGUUGAUUUUGGGCGAAGUUUGGUCGAAAAAAUAAUUUCAGUAAAAGUGUGCCGAAAAUAGCGGAGCGUAAUAUAUAAAUUGUAUACAUAGGUGUGAGAAUAAAUAGAAAGUAUAAAGCAACAACAAAGUAUAUAAUUAUCAAAUUGUGAAAUUUCGCAACGUUGCUUCAAAAAAUUAGCCGAACUUUUAUUAUCAGCCAGGAUCUACGGCAAAAGAAAAAAAAAUUGUGAUAAAUCAAAAGAUUUGGCAUUGUGAAAUAAAAGUGUUUGUAAAUACAAUUUUUAAUGUCUGAGUUAUGAAAUAGCAAAGUGUUUUGAUAAAUUUUAUAUCACAGUGAUCGGAGGAGACGUAAGACUGUUUGCUGCAAUCUACACAUAUUUUAUUUCAUAGUUUUUUGUUGUUGUUGUAGCAAUAUGGACCUGUUGUGCACUGAAAAUUUAAGGAAUGAUUAUGACUGUGACGUAUCGUAUGUGCCAACGCAAAUGCGAGCACAUACUUAUUCCGAAUCACAGCUACCGCAACCACCGCCACCAACAACAGAAAACACAACAAUGUCAGAAACCAAACAGCCAACAAAGGAAUGUGUAUUAAAGGAGCCACAAACAAUGCCAGGAGCACCUUCGCCUUAUUCCAGUUCCAGCUCGUCUUUGUUAUCACCGGGUUCAAGCUCCCCAUCGUCCGGUUACAAUUCGGCUACAAGCAACAGCUCGCAUGCAAACCAACCGCAAAUGCUUCAUAAUCGACAGUAUCAUCGAGAAGAAGAUACGCAAAAGCGCCAUCAUUAUGAACAACAGCAAGAGACAAAGCAACAUGAAUAUUACGAUGAUCAACAUAGCAAUAAUUCUGUAUUUCUGAAGUCGGUGCCAAGUCGUGAUUUAGGUUUCGUAAAUAACGCUACCGUGGAUCCGAUAUUUUUAACCGAUCGCUGCUUGGAGAAUGCCCUAAAAGCAGAGGAAAAGCUACCACAACCGGUUUGCACAUAUUUUAAAACAGUGCAGAAAGACAUCACACCGCCUAUGCGCAAAAUAGUUGCAGAAUGGAUGAUGGAGGUCUGCGCCGAAGAAAAGUCCCAAGAGGAGGUUGUACUCCUAGCGCUCAACUACAUGGAUCGCUUCCUAUCCACGAAAUCCGUAACAAAGACACAUUUGCAAAUAUUGGCGGCCGCCUGCCUGUUAUUGGCUUCGAAAUUGCGCGAGCCCAGUUGUCGGGCGUUAUCUGCCGAACUGCUGGUAUUCUACACCGACAACAGCAUAUACAAAGGCGAUUUAAUUAAAUGGGAACUAUACGUGCUCAGUCGACUCGGCUGGGAUUUGUCAUCCGUUACGCCUUUGGAUUUCCUUGAGUUGUUAUUAAUCCGCCUGCCUAUCAAGAGUAAAGAAUGUCCUGAUCUGAGUCUCGAUAAAGUAAGGCAACAUGCACAGGCCUUCAUAUGCUUAGCAGCCAAAGAACAUUAUUUCUCUAUCUAUUCGGCCAGUACCAUUGCCGCUGCGAGUAUCGCCGCCGCGCUAAGUGGUUUAAAUUGGCAUUUACGCUCCGGACAAAAGUUGCGUCAUCUAUUGGAUUUAUUAACCGAUUUGACCAGCAUUGAACAGGAAUACCUGCACGAGUGCAUGCAAAAAAUGGAAGUUAUCUUUGAGGAACACAGUCGGAAUUUGCCGUCGUAUAUAAGCUCGCCGGAGCCGUAUCACCACCAGCAGCAACAUCUGCCAGCGGAGCAGCCGCACCAGCAGCAGCAACAUCAUCAUCAAAAUCAACAAAAACAGCAACAACAUGUGCAUACAAUGAAAGAGGACAAACGAAAUUAGAAGCGCAACCCGCAUUCGCCGCGUAAUGCCACGCGACUAAAAAAAGUAAAACUAACUGUGAAACCAAGCAAUUUGAAUGUUGAAAAUAAGUUUUUUUUUUUUGAAUUUCACUUUAUCUCAGGAAUAUCUUUGGAACUCCGUAUACUAUUUAAAAGCAUUACUUUCCCUUGCAAAGUAAAUGCUCACAUACAUAUGUAAGUAUGUAUGUUUACAGAAUUCCAAAUUUUGUGCGUAAAAUGUGUGCUGAAAAUAGAUUAGCUAGAAAUUUGUUAUUUAACUACAUACGAGUUGGUUUCGUGUGUUGCCUACCUUUAGGCGCAUUAGCAUGCUAGCUAGUAUCACUAAAAUACUAUUGUAAACAUUAAUUGUUCACUAAGAAUUAUGAAAGCAGUCAGUUGCAGUUUAUAUACACACAUACAUACAUGUAUGUAUGUUUUUUAUUUUUUCUAUUUGCAGAAAAGAAAUAACAUGUAAAAUAUUACCUAUUUUUAUUAAUACAACUAUACAUUAUAUGCAUAUACUGCCAACUUACCUAAAAAAAGCACACACCCCACACACACACACACAUACACAUCCAUAAAGAAAAAUCAAACUCUUGUCAGUUUAUUUACCUACAUUGAUACUUAGUUUUAUAAGUAAGUAAGUAAGUAAGUUAACCAAAUUUUUCAUAUGGAUUUGAAUGAAUGAUAUUUAGCAUGUAAGCGGAAAUGUACUAAAUGAAUUAGUAUUGCGAAUGAACACAUACACACACAAUAGGGUUAAAAUACAUUGGUAUUUUUCAGCAGAAAAUGAAUUGCAAUUUUGGGUUAUUUUUUUAUGUUUUUGUUUUAAAAAAGACUUCAAGUACAAAUAAAUAGUUAUACACAUAUCGCUAUAGAACCAGUAGUUUCUCUUAAAAUCACCAAUUGACAAGCUCUCGGGUCGAAUCAAGCAGUUUGACUCGCCGAAAUUGUUGUUGCACAAACCGAAAUAGGCAAUAUUGAAAUGCAUAUGUGUUCAAAGCUGAAAUUUGGCAGAAAGUUUCAUCAACUGUUAUUAUUAGUUAGUUAGUUUUACAUUUAUUACAGAUAUAUACAUAUCUACAUAUACAUAUAGAGUAGCUAUAAGCCAGCUAAGAAAGUUGUUAGUUUUUGCUUUGUACUAAACUUAACUUUUUAAAUUCUUUUAAAAUUAUUUUGUUUAAGCCACUUGAAUUUGUAAAAAGUAAACAACGCACCAGCGUAAGGAAACGAAAAUAAUAGACUGAUUAAACACACACAAAUUAAUAAUGGAGCAAUAAAAACUUGUAAAUAGUUACAUGCAUGCACAUACAUACACACACACAGCAGAUGAAAAAAACUGUAAAUUAUAAAUAUUUAUUCUUUAGAAAUGCGGGUUUAUACAAGGCUUUAGUUAUACAUAGAUAUAUACUACUUAUAUACCUAUAUACAUACCCUUACAAAAUUAAGGUUAGAAGUUGACGCAGAUUAAGGGAAAUACCAUACGUUCGAUGAAAAUCUCUCCUUAAAACAUUUGUUUUUUUUUGACUACACUUUGGCUGAAGGCAGAAGAAAUUGCACUCCUAUUAAGUUAUAUAAUUUUUUUCAAGCGAAUUAUAUAUUGUGACGAGUUUUCUAGUAAAAGUUGCCUCACUGCAUGCCCCUAAUACUCUGCACUAGUACUCUGGUUUCUAAGUUUAGUGCCAUUUAGUUCCUGAAGAAACUUGGCCUUUAGAUAUAUUACAACUUUUUGCUCAAAAUCUUUUUGUAUCUUAGAAAUUAGACGAGUUGCCCAAAGCAUAGCUGAACUGUAGAAAUAUCCCACUCUUUGCUCAAAAUUUAAUUGUACUUUAGAAAUAUUGCGAUUUUGUGUUUAAAAUAUUAAUCGAAUUCACAAAUAUGGCAAACACUUGCUCAGAAUCGAAAUUGAGUUUAGAAAUAUGAAAACUCUUAACUCAAAAUUGGACUUAACUCUAAAAGUAUAGCAACUUUUUGAAAAAAUUACAUUUUUCUUUAGAAAAAUGGGAACCCUUUGCUUAAAAUUUUAUUAAUAUUGUUUUAGAAAUAUUUUAUGCUGUCUUAGAGAUAUGAAAACUUCGAAAUCGAAUAAAACUUUAGAAAUAUAGCAACCAUAAGCUCAAAAUGUAGUUGAUUGCUGUUGUUUGAUCAAAAACGAAUUGUACUUUAGAAAUAUUGUAACUCUUCGCGAAAAAAUUAAUUAAAAUUUAAAAAUAUGGCAAUUCUUUGCACACAAUUUGGCAGUUAUAUAAAAAAAAGAAAUUUUAAAGCCGUAUGCUAGUUAAUCAAAGGAACAUUUAUAUCAGUUCUGUUGAAAGUCUUACCUCGAAAAUUUCGUCUAUUUUGUAUGUCUGCAUACUUUAAAUUUUCCUUCUCAAGCCAAAGUAGUUAAGUUUCUAAUUGUUCUCUGAAAAAUACUUAUGUGUAGUAUUACCACUAAGCACCUUUGUAUGCAUUUUACUUGUAUACUCAUUUAUAAAAAUAUUUCAAAACCGAAAGAGAACGCACAGGAAGUUUUUUAUGCCCGUAUAUCCCCCUACCCCCACUAAUCGCACACUUCUUGUUCGCGUAACUUCCGACUUAAUUUACGUAAUAAAUUUGUUAGAAUUUUUUGCUAUACAAAUACAUAUACAUACAUACAUAUGUAGGUUUUUUUAACUUAGGGUAAAGUAUGGAACUUAUCCUCGCUGGAAAAUGAAAGGAAGCGUUUAGUAAUGAAUUCUCAAUUAAUUGCACUAGUUUUACAUAAUUAUUUUAAUUUUAUAAUUUUUUUUUUUGUUUUUGAACUGAAUUUAAUUUUCUAUGUGACUUUAUAGCCGCAAUUAAAGGGUUAACUUGGUUUCUUGUCUUGCAAAGAUAUUGUGAUUGUGAUUUCACUAACUUACACACGUAUGUAUAUAUGUGUACCUACAUACAUACACGCAUAUAUGUAUGCGUUAUAUAUAUUUGUAAGUGUGGUGAGUUUUAAUAUUUCUCGAUUUAGUAGGGUCAUUGGGUGUUAAAAGUCUUAUACCUAAAGUACAUAAAAUACAUUGUAGUAGAUAUGUAUCAGCGUAUAUGGAUUUAUGCACAGCUACAUUCAGUGAAGGGGGAAAAUAUGCUUUUAGUUACGCUUUUUUACAUAACAUUAAAUAAACAGUACGAAAAAAAACAACAACAAAACGAAAUCAUUAAACCAAUCAGACAUACCUGCACAUAUACAUAUACACAUAGACGAAAGUAUGUAUUUGCAACUCACAAACAAUAAAUACAUAAUAGCAGUGACCGGGUAUAAUUAUGCGUGAAUUUGCGAAAAAGCAUAAAUCUGUUAUAUAAGCAUAUAUAAAUGUAUAACAUAGACGGUAGAUUGGUGGACAGUGGGCUUUGAAAUGAAUAUUUUGUGGCUGAAAUUUGUUGUAGCAAUUAGCAAGAGAGAAAUCUCGCAAAUAUUAAAUAGAACUUUAAUAUUUUUUAAUUAACUAACGCCUAAGCGCACAUUCAAAAUCGAAACCACUGGUGUAAAUAUUUUUAAGUUGUAAAAAAAUAUUCAAAAAUAGUUUAAAAAAAUUAUUAUAUUAAUUAUUUUCGUGUAAUGUUUAGUUGAUAACCUCAAACUACGUUUAUUUUUAUGUAAUUAAGCAGUUGUAAUUGUAAUUGUAAAUCUUUUUAAUUGUUUGUAGUACUUGCAUUAGUGGUAUUUACCGUUAUAUAAGUAGGUAAUGUCUAACUAACAUAAAAUUUGUAUUUUUCGAGUUACUAAGAAUUCCGAAACUUCUUUAAUUAUUUGUUAAUUGAUUAAAAUGCAUUUAUUCAUUGUUAAGCGGUAAUAUUUUAUUGUUAAAUUACAAUAAAAUAUAUAAAAAUUAUAAUGCAAAUAGCAACUGUUGAAAAUUGUAAAUAAAAUUAACAAAACUUUGAAAAAUAAUUUUACGGCAUACUUAUACAUACCUACGAGCACACUUAGCUUACUAAUGUUGUUGUUGUUGUAGCGACAGAAUCCUGCCUUACACUUAGCUUACUAAAAUUUUAUGAUGGUUGAACUUUAUUGUUAAAUUUAACGGUAUAGCAACUGUUGAUUUUAAAAAAAAUUAAAAAAAGAUAUUUUGUUAUUUUAUAGAGACACACACACACACCUAUGUCAUUUUAUAAACCCCUCCUUUAAGCAUGAUACUAUCAAAGUGUGCCCUUAUGACCUCUAGCUAAAGUGUAUAAACAGUUCUUCUCUUCUAACCACCCCACCCCUAACCCUGUUAGUCGUAGUUAAGUACCAUAAUAAAUAAAUGUAAUUAAAAUUAAUAUUGUAUCUUAGCAUUAAACUGCGUUAAUUUAAUAAUUUAGUUAUUAUAUUUACUAUAUUUUAGUUUAAUAAAUGUAUAUGUUAAACACUUAAUCGUUAUUUGCUUAUAUUUACUUUUAGUUCGUAAAUCACUAACCAAUUACCUUAAUAUACAAUACAUAUACUAUAUAUCAUGUAGUUUGGUGUAUAAUAUGCAUAUGUUGUUGCAAAAUUGGUAGUUGUCUCCUAUAGUACGAAAUAGCUCGUGAUUUUUCGCAUAUGAAGGCAAAACAGUCGUGAAAUGGAAAAAUUAUAGUUUUUUGCAUAAAAUAACGGUACAUGAAAACUGUUUAGAAUACAAGCAGCAACAAAAAAAAAAUUAACAGCUGAAAAAAUAACAACAACAAAUAUUGUUUUGGCUAAAUUUUGCAAAAUGAAAAUCCUGCAUACUGCAAAUGAAAGCAAAAAUAUUUAACAACAACUACAUACAUAUAUCUACAUAAAAGGGUUAAUAGUAUACGCGUAUGUUUGUAGCAGUCAUAACCGAUAUUUGUGUUUUGUUUCUCAAGUUAUGCGUACUGUGACAUAAUGCAUAUACUUAUAUUAAUAUUAAUUAAUGUAUGUAUGUAUAUUGAAUUUGUGUAUUUGUAAUUCUUUUAAGUCAGACAUUUAUAACUGUCAUACCUAUGUGAAUGUAUAUGUUUAAGCUAACUAUCUACAAGUAUAUAUCCUUAACUCGUGUAUUUCUCGCAAUGUCGUUAUUAUCAACAUACUUACUACUUGACAUUAUAAAGAAAAGAAAGAAGAAAACAAAAAACAAAACAGAAACAGAAAAAUUAAAACGCGCAAAAAAAUUGUCUCUUUCGUGCAUUUGUUUGUGCAUACAUACCGUUAUGAGCAAGUGUGCAAGUGAUGGAUAAAAAAUAGUGCAUAAACAGUGAAUAUUUCCAUUAACAGUUAAUAAAACAACAAAAUGAAAAUAAAAAAAUAAAAAAAUAAAUAAAACGCAAAAAACGGA